GGCUGGAGGGACUUUUCCUCCCGCGUGCACCUGUUCCUCCUGCUGAAGCGCUAUUGGCUGAGCGAGCUGUCAGUCUGGUCCCCGUGGCCCCGCCCACCUUCUGGAGUCCGGAGGCUCCCGGUUUCGGGAGAAACACAGACGGGCAACUUCAUCCGCGCGCGCAGCACAGCGCGAGGACAGCACUUCCGGUUACUGCACGCGCUGAGCAGUUGCGAGAAUUCAGCUGAAAUAUUAAAGCUGGAGUUUUUCUGAAUUAUUGUUUUUGAUUUAUUUAUUUUCCGCUCGCGCGCUGAAACUUUUCUGCAUCUGACAAGCAGAAGGACAAAACAACAAACUCACACUGGAGGAGAAACACAAACUGAUGGAUCUUCAUUUUAAUUCACUGAUUUAAAUAAAAAACAAACAUGUUUUUCUUAAUUUUAUUUCCGGUGAAGAUUGUGGUGAGCUGGUCUCGUGCGGGAUGAAGAUGAUGAAGAUGAUGAAGAUGAUGGUGUUAAAGCAGCACAGAUACAGUACGGAUUAAGUACGGAGUUGGACACACACACACACACACACACACACACACUCUCUCUCACACACACACACACACGGGCGCGCUGAUGAAGAUGAAGAUGGAGAUGAAGAUGGAGAUGAAGAUGGAGACGCGGCGGUGUGUGUGGAGAAGCUCGUUUCCGGUUCUGGUCCUUCUGUUCGGCUGUCUUCACCGGGUGAGUGAGGGGCGGGCUGGCGUGAUGAUGUCAGAGACACUCCCUCGUUUCUCGUCCCCUUUUCCUUCGUCUCUCCCCAUUUCCUGUCACCUGCACGGCGCCGACUCGUCCUUCUUUCUCGUCCGUGACUCUCCACAGGAAGUGAUGCGUAAUGGAACUCUGAGCUCUCUCACUCAGCCUCUCUAUCUCCACCUGCUACACUCUGGCUCCGCCCCUUCGCUGUAUGUCAACUGUAGCUAUGGCAACAUCACUGCCGAGGCACUGGUACCUCCGGAACUCAUCCAGAGGGCGUGGUCGACUCCUAGAGUCAGCCCCGCCUCUUCAUCGAAACCUUUUUUGGGCUGGAAAGUGAAAGCUCACCUGCUGAGCUCAUCAAUAGGGGUGGAGCAACCUCAGGUGCAUGUUUUGUUCUAUCUGAUUGGACACAGGUGGAAUGAGGCGGAGCUUCCUCUGGACAACUUACCAUGUGUACGCGUCGUAGGGACACGCGACCAAUCAGACGGCUCUGUCUCCGCUGCCUGCAGACUGCAGGGCAUUCUGGGAAUGUGCGUGGUCCAGCUGGGCGUGCCCACUUCCUGGUUCAGUCCGGUACUGACCCGCAGACGGCUGCAGGAGCCGGCGAUGGAGCUGCAUUACUCCCUGUGGCCUGCAGAGGGCGGGAACGGCGAGUGCGCAGGGGGCAGGGAGCGAGGGAGGGGUGUAGGGGACAUGCGGCGGAUUGGGAUGGUGACCCUGACCUCCGGGGACAGUAAGAGAGACGGGACGAGGGUGAGACUGGACCAGAACGUGGAGAUUGUCACGCCAUCUCGUCCCGUCAAACAGGGACAGAACGUCAAAUUCAGGAUCCUGCUGAACACCGCGUCCACGACUGAACAGCUCACACUUAGGGCGCAAUACGGCGAAGGCAUCAACUUCGUAGCAGUGAAGCCCAGUAACCUGGCUACGUGGGAAAUCAAACAGGAAGUCGCUCCAGGCUCCGCCUCCUUUUCCAUAUUUUGUGAGAGGAAGACCAGUUCGUCCAAUGAGAGGAUGGACGGCUCCUUUGAGGAGGUGAUGUUGGUGGAUUUUGAGAUGGAUAACUUCAUCACGCUGCAGGCGUCUCACUCCGUCCUCUGGAGGGUCGAAUAUCCAUCUACAGGAGAAACAGCCGAAUCCGUCACACUCGUCUACGUCAGGCAGAGGGACGUCCUGGGCAUCGUCCCGCUCGCUGAGGUCAGAAAAACCCCAGUCCCAACUGAAGAGAAGCAGCUCCAUAGCGUGAUGCUGCCAGCACCAUGCUUCAUCGUGGCUGAACAGCAGCUCAGAGGACCUGUGGGACCUACAGAACAGCAGAUAGUGGACCACGAGCUGGCAAUCCCACGUCUCUGCAACAUGAACAUCAGGGUCUCUCCAGCCUGUGAUGAGGUGUUCGUGAACGGUAAGGAGAUGAGGGGGCGUGUCUCUGUGCAGGUGAACUUUACGUACCUGUAUCUGAACAGCCAAUUAGAGCUGAGCGUCUGGGUGCCACGGUUACCACUGCAGAUUGACGUCUCCGAUGUGGAACUGAGUCAGGUGAAAGGAUGGAGAGUCCCCAUCACUGGAAACAAGAGGCCGACCCGGGACAGUGAGGAUGAUGAUGAUGAUGAGCGUAAAGGGAAAGGAUGCACGCUGCAGUAUCAGUACGCUCUUGUUCGGGUUCUCACACACUUUGUGGCAGAACCGAGCGACCCAGCUGAUGACCUCAUCCACAUGCUGGGCUCUGAUUGGUCGGCAGACAUAACAGACCUGGUACUGGAUUUCCUGAAGGUGGAGGACGAGCGAAUUGCACGACUCACAGAUGGAAGAGUGUUAAUGGGGAGGGACCUGGGCAUCACCACCAUACAGGUGAUCUCUCCUCUGUCGGACUCGAUCCUGGCUGAGAGGACGAUCACGGUGCUGGAUGAUAAAGUCAGCGUCUCUGAUCUCAUCGUUCAGAUCGUCGGCUCUCUUUCUGUGUCCCUUCAACUCAGUGCACAACACAAUAACGCCAUUUAUAUCACUGCUACUGCUAACGACCUGCUGCACACACACAAACAGGAAGCAGUAAUCAGCGCAUGGAUUCAAUACAGCGACGGCUCUGCGACGCCUCUCGACAUCUACGACCCUAAAGACUUCACGCUAGCUGUGACCUCACUGGAUGAGCACGUAGUCUCCACCAAUCAGGAUCAGCUUCAUCCCUGGCCCGUGGUGACUGCCGAGCAUGAAGGUCAAGGGUCACUGGUGCGUGUAGAGAUGCUGAUCUCUGAAACGUGCCAGAAGUCCAAGAGGAAGAGUGUGUUAGCGAUGGGAGUUGGAAGUGUUCGGGUUAAAUUUGGCCAGGAGGAGAAGAGUAGUGUGCAGGGGGAGGGAGGAUACAGCGAUUUGGACAAUGGCACCAGCGAACAUAAACAGGACGUCCAAGUUUUAGAAGAAGAUAAUGACGACGAUGGAGAUGGAUGGAAGUUCACGAACGCAGAGGAAGUUGCACUUAGGAAGAUCAGCGCCACUACAAAGUCAGCCAUGACCAAUCAGGGGAGCAGUAACGUGGGGGAGGGGCAAAUCAAUAACCCCAUCCAGGAUGAGAUCCCUAGUGACGAGCUCACUGCAAACCCACGGCGUCUUUCAGACCUCGAGAUCGGCAUGUACGCGCUGCUCGGCGUCUUCGGCCUCGCCAUCCUCGUCUUCCUCAUCAACUGCAUCAGCUUCGCCUUUCGCUACCGACACAAACAACUUCCUGUUUUGGAUCGCGGCACUCUCAACCAUGCCCAUGACUGGGUGUGGCUUGGGAAUGGGGCGGAGCUUCAGGAUCGUCAUCACGGCGACGCUGAGCUCACAACGACAGCCAUCGACCGCAAUGAAGGUGUCGAGGAAAGCAAAUAUCUGCUGAACCUGAAUCUGAAUGGGGGCGGCUCUCAGAAAAGAAGCUCCACCCACACACAGGAAGGGGUGGAGCCGAGCGUGAAAAAGAGAGUGAAAUUCACACCUUUCACAACAGUCAUGACGGACGAGAGCACGCCGUACGCUAACGUGAUAGGAAACGAAGAUGAUAUAAAGUGGGUGUGUCAGGACGUGGACGUGGGGACGUAUAUGGAGAGACUGCAAGACAAUCUGUGAACAAAGGAAUAAAAACAGAGAGAGAGAGAGAGAGAGAGAGAGAGAGGGAACAGACUCAAUACAAACUCACCUGUAAUGCCUUUGCAUGGAGGAGGAAAAAUUCAUCCAAGGAGCGAGAAAGAAGUAGAAAAAAACAUGAAAAUAAUGAAAUGAAAGAUGAACAGAUAAAAGUUUAUUCAAUGCCUUUAUUUCAUAAAGGCAAAAGUGUUAAAGUGGACACUUAAAUACACAGAGAGUGAAAAAAGCACAGAGAGAUAAAGAAAGAACGACAGAAAGAGAAGAACUAGAAUAAAACAGAAAGUCCAAAAGCAACAAAGACAAAGAGAGAGACAGGGGGAGAGAGAGAGAGAGAGAGAGAGAGGGGGAGACAGGAGAGGGAGAGAGAGAGAGAGAGAGACAGGAGAGAGAGAGAGACAGGAGAGAGAGAGAGAGAGAGACAGGAGAGAGAGAGAGAGAGACGGACAGGAGAGAGAGAGAGAGAGAGAGAGAGAGAGACAGGAGAGAGAGAGAGACAGGAGAGAGAGAGAGAGAGAGGAGAGAGAGAGAGAGACAGGAGAGGGAGAGAGGGAGAGAGAGAGACAGGAGAGGGAGAGAGAGAGACAGGAGAGAGAGAGACAGGAGAGAGAGAGAGACAGGAGAGAGAGAGAGAGAGAGAGAGAGACAGGAGAAAGAGAGACAGGAGAGAGAGAGACAGACAGGAGAGGGAGAGAGAGAGAGAGAGAGAGAGAGAGAGAGACAGGAGAGAGAGAGAGAGAGAGAGACAGGAGAGAGAGAGAGAGACAGGAGAGAGGGAGAGAGAGAGACAGGAGAGAGAGAGAGAGAGACAGGAGCGAGAGAGAGAGAGAGAGAGAGACAGGAGAGAGAGAGAGAGACAGGAGAGAGAGAGAGAGACAGGAGAGAGGGAGAGAGAGAGACAGGAGAGAGAGAGAGAGAGAGACAGGAGCGAGAGAGACAGGAGAGAGAGAGAGAGACAGGAGAGAGAGAGAGACAGGAGAGAGAGAGAGAGAGAGAGAGACAGGAGAGAGAGAGAGAGACAGCUGUACAGAUGGAUUACAGGUCGGAGAGAGCGAGCCACAGGUUGUUAUUAAAAUUGAUUUCUUGUUUCUGUUUUAAUUUUGCUUUGGAGUCACUGAUUUUGUUGGCUGAAGUCAUUUAUUUACAGGAAAGUAGGUCAGCUUUAGAUCCGAAGCUGCACACUGUUCACUAUUGACUGUUCUAGAGUACAGGAUAUCCCACAAUGCACUGCAGCAGGCUAGUGUAGAACACAGUGGAGUAUACAGAAUAAAGCUACACAUUAAGGGAACGUUAAGGAUUAAUUAUUAACAGAAAUUCUAAACAUAGCUUACGUUGGAGAACUUUCAGACCUCGUCCACGCGUAUAUGCAUCGUUCUGAAAAUGUAGAUUUUACCUCUGUUUUAAAAAAACACACACCGUGCUUCUGAAUCGUAAACACUCACGUGAUCACGUGAUCACUCCGUGUCCAUCCUGCGGUGAGCUAGCACGCUAACACCAGUCACACAGCAGAUCUUUUACCAGACCAAAAAAACUCUUGCUAAAAUUAGACACGUUUGCGAGCAAAAAUUGAUUGAGUUAUAAAACGUUAAACUGUUGAUCGAAUAAAUUCCCAUAAUGCACUGUGGUACUUGUAGGGAAAGUGAGUAGGGAGACUGUAAGUGAGUAUGUAAUCUGUGUAUUGAAAAUGCCGAAUGAAUGAAAGGAGGAGAGGAAGAUUGACGAGUGAUGGAGUGAUGGAGUGAUGAGAGAAGAAGGAUUUCCGUUAAUCGAUCGGUUUGUUUCACACAACAGCAGCCUGUGUUCAGUACAAACAUGUUGCUCUGAUCUGAGAUCAGCGUUUAAUCCACUGAACUGUGUAGCAGCUGAUUCACACAGACUGAGCGACUGACUCGGGAUCAGUCCGGACCGUAACGAGCUUCCGUACAGAAACCCACACACACACACACACACACACACACACACACACACAGUAGCCAUGACGUGUCCACUCUGCGAUUAUAAUCUGUGUAACGAAUGUUUAGACCUUUUUUUUUUUUUUUUUUUUUUAUCUACACCUGAUGUACAUGUUCUUUUUACACAUCUAAGAUCCUGCGCAUCACUUCCUGUCGUUUUCUCCUCCCCCUCUUCCUGAUUGGUUAAUUUAUUGAACUUGUUUUUUUCAGGGGAGAGAUCGCCCUGCUGAAUGCUCAGGUGAAACAUAUAUUCACAAGCGUUAACGUUUAAAUGUAGAACUGUAAGAAUGCAAUAUUUAUUUGUAAGUGUAUUAUGGAAAAUAAUAGGAUGUAAAUAAAGUGAUGACGAACUUCUUGUGAAUAUUAAAGAGGCGACGCAGUUUGUGUGGUUUACCUGUUAGAAGAUUCACUAUUUUAUCCAAACAACAUUUAUAUCCUUAUAAAAUAAAAUGUUUAGACUGCUCUACAAUGUGCUGAUAAUCAAUCUUCACCUAAACAUUCAUUUAUACACAUUUAAUAAUAUAUGAACACAUUUAAUAUUUAUUUAUUUAUUUAUUUAUUUAUUUAUUUAUUCACAAACUCCUGUUUUAAUUUUGUUUCUGAUUUCAUCUGUCACUCAGUGUCGACGGUUUAAUAUUAUAGAACUAGAAACUCCUGAAAGUUUCCCUCUCUGUUUGUGUUUCAGUUGGAUUUUAUGAGAAUGUUUGUUCUCGCAGUGUGUGUAAGAAAUAUUUGAUGUUGUUAUGAUAUUUAUGUGCAUUAGAUGAAGAGCUCGAGCUCCUGUGCUGCGGUAAAAAAGGGCGAAAUUGCAUGUAAUGUGCAUUAGGGAUGUUCUGUUUGGACGGUUUCUGAGAAAUUUUCUGUGAUGAAGGCCGUCGUUCACCUGCAAAUGUGACUUCAAAGCCUGCGCUCUGACGGACGCUCAUUUACUCUGCUCUCAGAAAUGACUUCCACCGAGCGCAGGACUGACCAAUCAGCUUCCAGCACUGAGAGGGAAAAAAACAUCGUCCCUUUUUUUUAUUUUACUACCAUCCUAACGUCCUCCAUCACCUCCACUAGAACCUAAAACUCUAACUCAGCUAGCACACUAGCACGCUAACAUGCUAAUGCUGCCUUCAUUGUAAUAACGUCACUUCCCACCUUGGCACAUUCGACCACGUAAAGCUCAUGAACAGCUGCUUUAACUGCACUUUUACAGUCCCAGUUCUGAGGGCUGCUGCUUCUGAUCUGCUGCAGAGACCUUCAGACAUUCAGGCAGCAUUCUGGACUGAACUCCAGCAGACCAAAGCGAGUAGCAGUGCUUCGUACAGUCAGUGUUAUAGAUCCGAGUGCUGCGUCUGUAUACAAACUGAUCUCAAGCCAACACUGAUAUAAACUCAUUGAAGUGUAGAGAAGUGCGACUUUACAGUGUUCACGGUGAGAGCGGCCAUGUUGAUGUGGCGUCACUCUGUGAACGGGGAAGGAACUGGUAGUUGAAAGACGAGUUGAAAUUUGACAUUGAGGGACGUUUCUGUGGCUUUCUGCAGAAUUACAGCUUCACCUCAGACGGAGCGUAAGAUGAGGAUGAGUCUGGUUCCUCUCAGAGUUUCUUCCUCACCACC
Pangasianodon hypophthalmus (striped catfish) is the source of this 7386-nucleotide messenger RNA. RefSeq names its product transmembrane protein 132C. The record is from RefSeq and is a predicted model, not a curated record. Bases 600 to 3818 code for a protein of 1072 amino acids. The transcript has 10 exons. Lineage: Eukaryota; Metazoa; Chordata; Actinopteri; Siluriformes; Pangasiidae.